AUGCCGAGGUCCGGUCGUCCAGCCACCGUUGAUCGACAAGGCAUUCUGAAUGCCCUGGGCGAUGAACCGACGUCGUCCUUGCGCGACUUAAGCAAGGUCACACAGGUACCCGUUUCGCCAUCCACAAAGUCCUUAUUGAUUCUGGCAAGGUGUCGAAGAAGCGUCGAGUUGUCCCUCACGACCUCACGUUGGCACAGGCAAGGAAGCGGGUUGAGAAGGUCAAGGAGCUGUCGCCUUGUCCCAGAAACUUGCAAAUCCGUGGUUGCUCUGGGACAACGCGCGCCCCCACAAAGUGAGGGAUACCCAGGCCGUCUUGGACAGGCUGGGCAUCAGGACGGUCACGCAUCCACCGUAUAGCCUGGACAUCGGUCCAUGCGAUUACCCCAUCUUCCGGUCCAUGCAAAAUUGUUUGGACGGAAAACAGCUGACGAACGAGCGCGACUUCGAGGACAUGAUCGAGGACUGGGCCGAGUCGCGUCCGGCCGGCUUUUGAGGAUGGAGUUGCCUCUCUACCCGAUAGCUGGCUAAAGGCCUUGGGUAUGCAGGGAGAUUAUAUCAUGGACCAGUAAUUUCAACUUGGAAACGAAUCAAGGUAAAGCCAGGCGAAAAACUGGCUACGCAGAAGAGGCCUCUUCUAGCAGACAUGCUUAUAGAAACUUCCAAGAGGCUCGCCAAGGCUGUUGUAGCGAAAGCAAGAAACACAGAAAUAAACGCCUCGUACGAGGAAUUUGA
Haemonchus placei is the source of this 732-nucleotide messenger RNA. NCBI's taxonomy places the organism in Eukaryota, Metazoa, Nematoda, Chromadorea, Rhabditida, Trichostrongylidae. The record is from the annotation of a GenBank genome assembly.